GUUGGUGCGUGGGUGAGUUGCUGUGGCGAUGUCGGGCCGCGGGAAGCAGGGAGGCAAAGCGCGCGCCAAGGCCAAGUCGCGCUCGUCCCGCGCCGGCCUCCAGUUCCCUGUGGGUCGCGUCCACCGCCUGCUGCGUAAGGGUAACUACGCCGAGCGCGUGGGCGCCGGGGCGCCCGUCUACAUGGCGGCGGUGCUGGAGUACCUGACGGCCGAGAUCCUGGAGCUGGCGGGCAACGCUGCCCGCGACAACAAGAAGACGCGCAUCAUCCCGCGCCACUUGCAGCUCGCUAUCCGCAACGAUGAGGAGCUCAACAAGCUGCUGGGCAAGGUCACCAUCGCGCAGGGCGGCGUGCUGCCCAACAUCCAGGCCGUGCUGCUGCCCAAGAAGACAGAGAGCCACAAGCCCAAGGGCAAGUGAGGGCGCCGCGGCCGCGCCUGCCUGAUUGCCUUCGCGCUCUCCCUCCCCCCACAAAGGCUCUUUUCAGAGCCGCCCAAGUGUUCGCGACAGAGCUGCGGUCCUGGCCGAGGGGCGGAACCUCGCGGUGUAAUGAGCUGGGUG
Messenger RNA from Rhea pennata, 559 nucleotides. RefSeq names its product histone H2A type 2-C-like. The record is from RefSeq and is a predicted model, not a curated record. Gene Ontology annotation, cellular component: nucleosome; chromatin. Gene Ontology annotation, molecular function: structural constituent of chromatin; DNA binding; protein heterodimerization activity. Bases 29 to 418 code for a protein of 129 amino acids. The transcript has a single exon. Gene Ontology annotation, biological process: heterochromatin formation. NCBI's taxonomy places the organism in Eukaryota, Metazoa, Chordata, Aves, Rheiformes, Rheidae.